Messenger RNA from Carica papaya (papaya), 1744 nucleotides. RefSeq names its product protein phosphatase 2C 51-like. Gene Ontology annotation, biological process: protein dephosphorylation. Gene Ontology annotation, molecular function: cation binding; protein serine/threonine phosphatase activity. Lineage: Eukaryota; Viridiplantae; Streptophyta; Magnoliopsida; Brassicales; Caricaceae. The record is from RefSeq and is a predicted model, not a curated record.
CCUGUCUUCUUCGAACGGCUUCGCCUCCUCUCUCCUAUUUAUGCCUGCGUCUCCCUGCCUAAAAGGAAAUUUCUUUCCAUCACCUCAGAGAUGAAGUAUGCCAGAUUUGAGGGACAAGGCUCGAAAAAGGCGAGAAGUGCGCCGGAGCAAGCUUCAAAUGAGGCCAAUGCGUUUCUUGAAAGUAGUGGGUGCAGCCGCUAAUAUGAAUUCUUCUUUUGAUAUGGGUAACUUCGUCGGUGUCAACACUAAUAGUAACAGGAAGAGAAGAUUGAAGGAGUCAUCUUCAUGCGACGCCAAAGAUCCUUGCAAUUGUCAGGGGCGGAAUUAUAGUACUGUGCCAGAUAGAGGAGAUACACCUGCUGACGUACUAUUGUCAGAUCAAAAUAAAGAGGCUGGGCAGGAGCCUAAGAGGUUGACGUCGCACGGACUUGUGUCGGUGAUAGGGAGGCGGAGGGCGACGGAGGACGCAGUCGCGGUGGCGCUCGGAGAGAUCGAAUCGUUCGAUUUCUUCGGGGUUUACGACGGACACGGGGGUUCCAGGGUCGCCGACGCUUGUAGAGAUAGGAUGCAUCGGCUUGUGUCGGAGGAGGUGCGGAGACGGGGGCCAUGUGUAGUCGAGGGAUUGGAGUACUGGGAGAAAGUGUUGGUGGCUUCCUUCGCCAAGAUGGACGAAGAGGUGGGUGGUGGUUCUUCUAGAACCAGAGGUCCUGUGGCGGCGCCGGCGGCAGCAGAAGAACAUGAGUCGGCGGUGCGAGAGACGGUGGCAAAAAAUGUUGGUUCCACAGCUUUGGUGGUGAUGGUGGGGAAGGAGGAGAUAGUUGUAGCAAAUUGCGGCGACUCCAGGGUGGUGUUGUGCCGAGAUGGUAUUGCUCUGCCUUUGUCUCGUGAUCAUAAGCCUGACAGGCCAAAUGAAAAAGACAGAGUAGAAGCAGCGGGAGGGAGAGUGUUAAACUGGAAUGGUUGCCGUGUGUUAGGAGUUCUUGCUACUUCAAGAUCAAUAGGAGAUGAGUAUCUAAAGCCGUAUGUAAUAUCAGAACCGGAGGUGACGAUGAGUAAGCGGAUGGAGUCGGAUGCAUUUCUAAUUAUAGCGAGUGAUGGGUUGUGGGAUGUAGUUUCUAAUGAGAUUGCUUGUGAGGUAGUGAAGAGAUGUCUUGAUGGGGAAAUAAAAGGGCGGUUCUCGGUGGGCUUCGGCCGCGAGCGGGCAGAAGAGGCGGCGGCCAUCCUCGCUGAGCUUGCUAUGGCACGAGGAAGCAAAGACAACAUCAGUGUAAUUGUUGUUGUCCUGAAAAACUUGACGGCCAACAUCACUUGAUGUUCAUUUCUUUCCUUUUUUUGCUCUCAGUUUCAACCGCAGAGAUAAUUUUUGUUUUUACUUUUCCUUUUUAAAAUCUUAUGAAUAUAUAUAUAUAUAUAUAUAUAUAAAAUAUAGAUAUAUGUACAAACAAGUUUCGUUCCAGAGUAGGCCGUACAAAAUGGAAAAACUUGAGGCUCUUUGCAAUUUGGAUAUGAGUCCUGAAAUCCUUCAUGGGUUGUUCCAAGAUCCCCUGUUCUGCAAUCUGGAGAAGAGCUUGUUUUCUUUUUUUUCAAUUCAGUUUCAACCUAGAGACAGUUUUUCUUUUACUUCAUUUUUAAUCUCAUGAAUAUCUAUAUAUAUAUAUAUGUAUUCACAAACAAGUUUUGCAAUUUGGAUGAUGAUGAUUCCUUAAAUCCUUCAUGAGUUGUUUCAAGAUCCCCGGUUCUGCAA